Molecule: messenger RNA, 1175 nt
Organism: Gilbertella persicaria
Lineage: Eukaryota; Fungi; Mucoromycota; Mucoromycetes; Mucorales; Choanephoraceae
Product: DHHC palmitoyltransferase-domain-containing protein
Exons: 8
Coding region: 34-1128 (364 amino acids)
Biological process (GO): protein targeting to membrane; peptidyl-L-cysteine S-palmitoylation
Cellular component (GO): endoplasmic reticulum; Golgi apparatus
Molecular function (GO): protein-cysteine S-palmitoyltransferase activity
Source: RefSeq, a predicted model, not a curated record
UUUCUCUUUUGUUUUGUUUUUUUUUUUUUGUUCAUGUCAAAACCUCCUUCACCAUUAGUUUCCAAGAUAGCAGGAAUCAUUCUGCCUUUUGUGGUGUUCGGUUUAUUAGGCUAUACAUGGUAUGUUUAUAUAUUUCGUAUUUGUACCCAUAUAUUGCUUACUUUUGAUAAAACAGCACAAGCAGUGAUAUUCAUGAUUAUUGCCAGUUUCUUUUGGAUCAUGGCAUUAUUAAGCUAUACUCGAAUACUUUGUACAUCACCAGGCAAACCUGCUAAUAGACUCGCGACUGAAGAAGCAAAUCAAGGAGUUCAUUUGCCUCAGUAUUAUUACUCACCCAAACUAUUCCAUUGGCCUACUUAUACCAUGCGACCAAUGAUGGAUGCUCAAGACAAAAUCACCCCUAUUAUUUCUGUCAGUCGUCAAGAUGGUCAACCUAAAUACUGUCAUAUGUGUGAAUGCUAUAAACCUGAUCGAACUCAUCAUUGUAGAGAGUGCAAUACAUGUGUCUUGAAAAUGGAUCAUCAUUGUCCUUGGGUCAGUGGCUGUGUUGGAUUUAGAAACUACAAGUUCUUUUUCUUGUUUGUGCUGUACACUGGCUGUUAUGGGUUAUGGGUUUUUGUUACUUCUCUACCUGUGGUUAUUACAGGUAUUCAAGAUAUGCAUACUGAUUUGGAUCCUCAAUGGAUAGCAUUGAUUAUCAUUGCUUUUGUGUUUGGUAUGACUGUCUGUGGAUUUUCAGGUGUCCAUGCUUACUAUAUCAUUCGAAAUGAGACCACCAUUGAACAUUUAGGAGACAGAAACAAUGAACUUCGAGUUGACUUUGACAUGUCAGGUCAGAAUUUUGAGGUUGUAUCUGUCUCUCCUUUGGAUAAUUUAUGGGAACGUACAAAGAUGGAAAACUGGAAAUCUGUGAUGGGCAAUCAUCCUCUUGGAUGGUUUGUCCCUAUUAAGCGUGGUCCUGGUGAUGGUACUGUCUUUCCUUAUAAUGACUAUAUGUUUAACAAUAUUGUCAACAAAGCAGUCAGUCAACGCCGUUCAAUGGAUACCAGCCAUUAUGGACAACCAACGACGUAUUAUGAGCCUGAAAGGCUUUCUUCUAUUGAAAGCACAACUCAAAUGACCUCUUGAUUGUAAUAGUAUACCUUGUACAUACACGUUUUAUUAUAUAAAUAAUA